This is a messenger RNA of Lutzomyia longipalpis, 4858 nucleotides long. RefSeq lists its product as uncharacterized. The record is from RefSeq and is a predicted model, not a curated record. Gene Ontology annotation, molecular function: ATP binding; protein kinase activity. The transcript has 6 exons. Gene Ontology annotation, biological process: protein phosphorylation; mitotic spindle assembly checkpoint signaling; meiotic sister chromatid cohesion, centromeric. NCBI's taxonomy places the organism in Eukaryota, Metazoa, Arthropoda, Insecta, Diptera, Psychodidae. The coding region runs from base 316 to 4470 and encodes 1384 amino acids.
AGUUUUUCUGUGACAGUCCCAACUUCAAAAAAUAUCAACGGAGGUGUUCGUGGUGCGUGAAAAAUACCAAUUUUCUAUUGCAAAUUACACCCCGCAGUAGUAAAACAGCAGAUAAAAUAGUUCUUUGGAUCUCUGUGCAGCGAAUGGUGGUGUUUUCUCGUGAUUUAAAGGAGUUCUGUGCGUGAUAUAGCGGGGGUGUUUGUGGAACACAUUUUUUUGUUUUGUCAAAAGCAAGCCAUUUUUGCCAGGCCGAUGUUAUAAAACUCACGCAGCUAUAUCGCUUUUUUGGGGGGUGAAAACACACGCAUUUGUACCAUGAAUAUCGAUAACGCCAAAGAGAACAUCCUACCGCUGGCCAGUGGUCGCAACAUCUCACUCCUGGAGGUGGCCCUCAGUGCGGAGACGCAUCAGGAUGCACACAGGGAAUUGCUGCAGAAGAGAGAAGAGUUCGAGCGUCGGAUUGCAGAGUACUGCGGGGACGAUCCGCUGGAGCUGUGGUAUGACUACAUCCUGUGGAUUGAGCAGUGCUACCCAAAGAGUGGGAAGCAGAGCGCCUUUGAUGACAUCCUGACCAGGUGCAUCACUACCCUUGAAAACGACGAGAGGUACCGCCAAGAUCGACGGAUGGUUAAGAUUUACAUUAAAUUCAUUGAUUCCCAGCAAAACCCCCACGAGGUCUUCAAUACGCUGUACAAUCAGGGAAUUGGCACAAUGAUUGCGGAUUUGUACAUUUGCUGGGCGUACUACUUUGAGAUCCUCGAGAAUUUCGAUCGUGCCGAGAAGGUGUACCGGAUGGGCUUUGAUGCAAGAGCACAGCCAAUGGAGGAGCUGCAGCAAGCACACAAUCAAUUUCUCUUGUCCGUGGGACAGAGAACUCUCUAUCGGGACGAGAAAAUGCGCCAGACGUUCUUCUCCACAAUGGAGGAGCGCCGGAGUGCCUUGACAUCGUUGCGUGGGCACCACAGUCAUCGGAUUGGAAGUAUUCGGACAGGGGGCGUGGUGAGAGAUCUCAAUCCGGGACGUGUGGAACAGGGUGAUGCUGCUCGGAGUACCCAUCAUGUGGCAUCAACGGGGAUUCCCAUCUUUGUCGAUGGUGCUCCCGAGGAGAGCAUCAAUGGUCCACACGUGGCGGGUUCAUCAUCAGGUAUCCAGAGUAUUGUGAGCAGUGCGACAAAGCAGGAGAAUCAAUGGGAACCAGGACCGUGGUCAAAGGCCAAGAAGCGCACCCAGAGUACGGCACUCUUCCCAUCGACAUCGCGGAGUACGCAAAAGUUGGAAUUUGAAAUAAUGGAAGAUUCUGAGGAAUGGGAUGGAAAUGUGAGGCUGCCCGUGAACUUUGUAAGGCGCAAUAAUCCUCAACCUGAAUGGAAUGUCAUCGUGGCUCUUCAUGAGGAUCUCCCAGGUGGGUUUAUACCGCAAUACGACAAAAUUUUGUGCUACCCGAAGGGGCAGAAUGUUGUGUUGUCUCCGGAAGAAUUGCGCGCAUACAAUUGGUUUAAGCGCCGCGGUAAACGAGUACGUGUGACGGAGGAAUUGGAGGAAUUUGUGGAAAACUAUGCGGGCAAGGGAAUACGGCUUCCGGAUAAUUUUCAGGCAAGGAAUGAAAAACAAGAUGCCUUUGCUGUGGAUAAAUGCAAAUUGGAUUUGCUAUCAAAUCAGAAACUCAUGUGUUGCAUAGAGGCUAUGAAUUUGCUCAAUGACAAGGAAGAGAUGAGCUUUGAGGAGCUCCGUAGGGGUAAAAGAUCUCAGCAAGUAGCUAAGCAGCCGGUAAAUAGUAAUGAAUUCUGCGUGCCGCAACCACCACCACCACCUCAGGUUAUCAAUAUGAACGAAACAUGCUCCACGCAGACAUUUAAUUUCUUCAUUAAACCUCAUUCUAUAAGUACCCCGAAGCAAGAUCUCAAGAAACCCAUUGCAACACCACGAUCCAGUAUGCCAUUGGGGCAACUUCAGCCACCUGAAGCGUCGGAAGUGAAGCAAGAGGUACCACAGGCGGAAGGGGAUGACUCUCCGGGGACAGGGACAAAGCAGUUAUCGACAAUUUGGGAGGUAACUGAGCCCAGCACAACACAAAGUUCAAGUAGUACCAACACCAAGUCAUCCACAUCAUCGGCCGAUAGUCCGGACAAUGUGCCGCCGCUCAUGGGGCAAAAGGGAAUACUUCGAAAGAGUCAAGGAGUUGCUCACAUUGUUACACCACCAACAAAUCAAGAUCACAAUCACGGACAGUUGGGGAAUAAUUCGAUAAAAAGCUUCAGGGAUGAUGUGCACAGCUUCGGCAAUUAUGCUAUCUAUGAGGACCCCACGGAGAGCUUUAUUGCACCGCCGAAGAAGCAAUUACCCACAGAUGAUGCCUACUACAGUGAAUUCUUGGAAUCACCCGCGAGCAAAAAGAAGAAGUUUGAAAAUAAGGUUUCCCCACUGAGACCCAAUGAUUCCUUCACAUUUCCAAGUAUGCAGGAAUUGCCGGUUCCCAGUGUGACUUCGACAAUCUUUGCGAGGCAUGAAGCAAGUGGGGCUGAAUCAUCGAAAUGUGCUGGUGCUGGAGCGAAUAGAGAAAUAAGACUUGUGAGUGGAAAUGGUAGUGGAUUGCAUGGCCACACAUUUGGGGAACUGCCAAAGUUGACGCAUUCACAGAAUGGGCAGCCAAUGAGGAAGGUAGCACCAAUGAAUUCAUUUAGGGCACAGAAAACAACAACAAGUGAGGUGGUUGAGGAUGAUGAUGAUGAUGACGUGGUGAUUGUUCCCAUGAAUUCAUACAACAACGCUACUACGUACUCCUCACCGAGGUCCUCCAAUUUCUCACCAUCAGUGCCAAAAGUACCAAAAAUUACGAAUGCGAGGGAACAGCAACAGCAGCAGCAUGUGAAGCACAAUCUGUCCAUCAUAAAGGAGGUGUCAACACCCAUGGCAAAUACCUCAUUUACAUUCCCGCCGAAUAAUUUGAACGAUGCGUCGGUGCGGACAUUUGCCCGUGUCGAUGGGGUACGGAGGGAGGCAACGAAUGCGGAUCUCGAUGGGUCACACACAGUGCCGUACGUGGAGAAUGUGUGGGCCAAAGAGUGGAGUUUGCGGAAGGAUGGGGAAGAACGGAAGUCACAUAUUGUUAGUCAUGUGAGUGAGAAUGAUCCACUGAGGAUGACAAUUUCAAUGCGUGAUGGGAAUCGUACAUCGCCUGGUAAUAAUUCUCUCUACGUAACGCAAAGUCCACAGCCAAAUCGCUCGGUGGUGAAGGUACCACGACAGGAAUUCCCAUCGCCCUCGUCCAAUGGCUCUGAUUCCGGUGGGGGUCAGAGUAUCUACGUAAUGGGGAAUAAUUCUGUCAAUGGCACAAUAACACUCGAGGAGGAUUGGAGUGAGGAUGACAAUCAACCCCUGUGCUCGUACCAACGCAAGGAGGUGGAUAUGAAUGAGACACAGCAAGUGAUUGAUCACAAUUUUGGGCUUGAAAUGAUGAAUCCAUUCAAUCCGAAACUCAUAAAUGCCUUCCUCGAGAAGGCGGACUUUAUGAAUUUUCUCGAAUCCCUCGAAACGUGCACCCUCACUAAUAUUGUAAAAAUGAUAAAACCCAAUACGGAGCUAGAGAUGAAUGGAAGGAUUUUUGAUGUUGGAAAACUUCUUGGAGCGGGUACUUUUGGGAAAGUCUAUCAUGCGAAAUGUCGCACGACAGGAGAGUCCUACGCACUGAAACAGGAACGUCCAGCCAAUUUGUGGGAGUAUUACAUUGUUUUGGAGCUUAAAUUCCGGCUGAAUGAAAUUAAUCCAUCAUUGAUGUCUGCAUUUGUGGAUGUUGAAUUGGCAAUGAUUGGGAACAAUGCAAGUAUCCUGGCACUGCCUUUCUGUCGCUAUGGGACAUUGCUGAACGUUUGCAAUGUCCACAAAUCCUCAACGGAGAAGAAUCUUCAUGAGCUUAUUGUGAUUAUGCUGGCAACACAAAUUCUCUCAAUCAUUGAUCACUUACAUGCGUGCAAUAUCAUUCAUGCUGACAUCAAGCCAGAUAACUUUAUGCUGACAUCCAAAUUAAACUACGACUCUCACUAUUCAGCACUGAAACUAAUUGAUUUUGGCCAAUCCAUCGACAUGAAGCUCUUUCCGGAAAAGACAACUUUCAAGUAUGUUGUAAAGACAGAGGGAUUUACGUGUACGGAAAUGUUGGAUAACAAACCAUGGACAUACCAGACGGAUCUCUUUGGUAUUGCGGCCACAAUUCACGUACUCCUCUUCGGGAAGUAUAUGAAUGUAACGAAAAAUUUCACCGGAUGGGUGAUGACGACAAAAUUACCAAGAUAUUUCCAAAAGGUAAUGUGGGAGAGGAUAUUUUCCCAAUUGCUUAACAUACGGGAUUGCCAGUCGAUGCCCAAUCUUCAAGAUAUGCGAUCAAUGCUGAAGGAGGAGCUGGCAAUGAAGGAGUCACUGGUUAGAGAUCAAAUUAUUAAAUUCAAUUCUGUCCUAGAUAAUUACAAACCUUGAUUGUGAAUAUUAAGUUUUAUUUAACAAAAAAAAAAGAAAAGAAUUAUAUUAUAAAUACAACAAAAAGAGAGAGAGAGAAAAAGGAAUUUUAUGAAAAUGUGAAUUGUAUCCUGUAGAAUAUUUUUUCUUUUAAAAAAAAUCUUUCGUGAGAAGACCACUAUUCCAUUUUUUUGUGACAAGGGGGUGUGAGGUGCAGAAUAUUGUAUCAGGAACGAGGGAGGAGGGAAUUAGAAGAGAUGAUGUAGGGAAAAUUGCAGGAAAAACAAGUUGAGAGAAAACGAUAUUUUUAAAAAAAAAAUCACGAGCAAGUUUUGGAACCGUUUAGAAAAAGGAGGUUAAUAUGAAAUUUUAAAAAAAAUGUAAUAAAAAUUAUAGGAAGUGAAACGAA